Cervus elaphus (red deer) is the source of this 1971-nucleotide messenger RNA. RefSeq names its product glycine N-phenylacetyltransferase. Gene Ontology annotation, molecular function: glycine N-acyltransferase activity. Gene Ontology annotation, cellular component: mitochondrion. The transcript is spliced from 6 exons. The record is from RefSeq and is a predicted model, not a curated record. Bases 735 to 1514 code for a protein of 259 amino acids. Lineage: Eukaryota; Metazoa; Chordata; Mammalia; Artiodactyla; Cervidae.
CAGGCAGGCGUUGCCGGUAGGGAUCCUGCCUGCCUCCGGGAUCUCAGAGUUCAGAGUUGCUGAGCGCUGGAAGGACUGAAGGACCUCUGGGGUCAGAAAGCAGCUCAGACCUCUGGAAAAGCGAGCCUCAGGGUCAAUCUGCCAAGCGCAGGGCCCGGGGGAGGGACUCCCUACGCCCAGCCCCGGAAGAGCAGCCUGCUGCCCGGGUUCAGGCAGGACUCCCCGCUCGGCAGGUUGGGGCUCGCCUGUACGCACACCUCCAGGACCACGGGAGCCAGAGGAUACCUGGCUUCCUCUGCAGUGGCCUUCUGCCUGUUGUCCCUGGGGGCAUCUCUGCAGAGACUCAGUGGGAAGACAGUGUCACAGGUGAGAGCCACGGGGGAUCGCUGCUCUGCGACGCCGCAGCCCCUGGCUCCUCACGGAAGCAAAGGAAGCAAAAUGCUGCUGUUGGCCGUGGGUGAGAAUUCCUGAGCCCCUCAGUGCUGAGAGGUGACAGACAGUCUGAAGGCAGACCCAGGGCAGAGAGGAGCACUUGCCAGCCCAGCUACGACCUUACAUCUUCAGUUAUUGUGCCACGUCCAACUUUGUGCAAACUGCCCGGCUCCUCUGUCCGUGGGGUUUUCCUGCAGAAAUACUGGAGUGGGUUGCUAUUUCCUCCUCCAAGGGAUCUUCCUGACCCAGGGAUUGAACCAACGUCUCCUGAGUCUCCUACAUUGAUUAAGGGACCUGCCAAGAUGCUCCAGUUACAAGGCCCCCACCUGCUGAAGAUGUUAGAGAAGUCCUUGAGGACGAGUCUCCCUGAGUCCUUAAAGGAGAUGGCAGAUGACUUUGAUCACUACACCAACACCUACCAAAUCUUUUCUAAGGAUCUCAAGAACUGUCAGGAGUCCCUUACCACAUCAGAUGUCAUCAACUGGAAACAACAUUUGCAGAUCCAAAGUUCACAGUCCAGCCUGAAUGAGGUGAUACAGAAUCUUGCAGCCGCUAAAUUUGUUAAGGUCGAGCACACACAGUGCAUUCUCUACGUGAUGCCUGAGACAGCGAGGAAACUGCUUCCUUCCCUGCCAGAGACAAAGAACUUACCUGUUGGAUAUGGUGCACCCAAAGCCAUUAACGAGGAGAUGUUUAAGCUCUCAUCCAUGGAUCCUACACAUGCCGCUUUGGUGAAUAAAUUCUGGCAUUUUGGUGGCAAUAAGAGGAGCCAGAGAUUCAUCGAGCGCUGUAUCCGGGCCUUCCCCACCUUCUGCCUGCUGGGGCCCGAGGGGACCCCUGCGUCCUGGUCCCUGAUGGACCAGACGGGAGAGAUCCGGAUGGGGGCCACCCUGCCCGAGUACCGGGGCCACGGGCUCAUCUCCCACACGCUGGCUGUCCACACCCGGGCUCUGGACCAGCUCGGCGUCCCUGCGUAUAACCACACAGACAAAACCAACAAAAUCAUACGGAGAAUCAGUGACAACCUGCGUCACAUCGCCAUCCCCCGUGGUUGGAACCAGUGGAACUGCGUGCCCCUGUGAAGCGGGCCCCCACCCGAGACUGCGCUGGGUGGGCUGGACACGUGGCCAGAGAGGCAGAGGGCUGCGUGGGAAGGAAGACAGACUCGUCAUCAGCGGGGAGGCAGCGUGGGCUGUUUGGGGCUGGGCAAGCGGUGAGCGACCCGCAGAACCCCAGAGUCCCUGCUCCCUGCUCACCCGCGGACUUCCCUUCGGGUCCCGCAGACCUUCCUGUUUCCCCCACAUUCCAACCCUGGCAACCUCCACUCUACUCUGUGCUUCUAUGCAUUCAACUUUUUUUCUUUUUAAGACCCCAUGUAGUAAGAGGGAGGCGACCUGUGUAUAAUUAUGGCUGAUUUGUGCUAUUGUAUGGCAGAAACCAACACAACGUUGUAAGGCAAUUUUCCUCCAAUUAAGAAAUAAAUUUAAAAAAUAAAGUUAAUGCUUUGAAGAAACGUUAAAAAAACGUCUAAGUGAUGUC